Didymodactylos carnosus is the source of this 1011-nucleotide messenger RNA. Lineage: Eukaryota; Metazoa; Rotifera; Eurotatoria; Philodinida; Philodinidae. The record is from the annotation of a GenBank genome assembly.
AUGAUUGGCGUUGUUAUUUACUGUGUUGCUUUUAUCGGCUUUAUCAUUUUAUAUGAAUUACAUAAACAUGAAUUGAAAAAAGCAGCAAUUACACAAAACAAUUUAUUAAAUAGUAUUACUGAACCACAAUCAGCAGACAUAAUUGGGAAAACGUCUGAUAAACGAUUGCCUACUAUACCUAACACAAAAUCAUUCGAUAAUCUCAAAGAAGAAAUACGUUCAUUAUUUCAUUUUUCACAAUUACAUAUUAUAUUUGGCAUUGAUUAUACGGCUAGUAAUGAAUGGCACGGUCGAAAAUCGUUUAAUGGACAAAUGUUACAUAAAAUACAUGGAAACAAAAUUUAUAAUCCAUAUCAAAAGGUAAUCAGUCAAUUGGGUUCACUAGUUGAAGAUAUAUUUUCCAUAGUGAAAUAUUAUUGUUUUGGUUUUGGUGAUCAAGAUACAAAAAAUUUUGCCGUGUUUCCAAUUAUUGGCUCCGGUGAAGAGAUUGUAAAACACCAGUAUUUGCAAACAACAAAGACAAUAAGUUUAAGUGGUCCAACAUGUUAUGCACCGAUUAUCAGUAAAUUGAUCGAUAGUGCUGUACGAAAUAUGCAAGCAUUCAUGAUGUUGAUAAUUGUUGCUGAUAGUUCUGUAGACUUGAACGAUAUAUUGAUGAUUUCUACACUUCAAACAUUGUCGAAUAUUUCGAAUGCGUGCGUAGUUUUAAUAGGUAUUGGUGAUGGACCAUGGCACGAAAUGGCAAAAAUUGAACAUCGAAUACGUGAAUUAUGCCUUAAAUCACCAACGAUGGCGGCGAUAACGAAUAAAAAGGAACAAAAUCCUCUAUCAUCAACAAACUCAGUUAUCUAUGACAAUUUUCAUUUUGUUGAUUAUAAUAAAAUUGCUAAUGCUCAUCAACGAACAAAUAUUGCAAUGGACAAAGAAUUAGCGAAAGCUGUAUUUAAAAAAUUCAUAACGCAAUUAAAACAAACACGAUUAAAGUUUCAACAACAAGGUCAAGUGGAGUAA